GUUUUUAAACCUCAACUGUAACUUAGCUCAAGUCCCCGCCGCCGCCGGGUCUCCCCGUCACUGCUGUGGCCCUGUCCGGAAGGGUCUCCGAGGGUCCGCGCAGCCCAGCGGAGGGGCCUCUGGGAGCCUGAGGGGGUCGCCAUGGCCGGACAGAGGAGACAGUGGAAGACUAAGAGAGCUUCGGAGUGGUUUUGAAAUCAAGCCUCCCAUGCAACAGGUAAAACAGGUGACUAGAAAAGCUGAUCCUUGGAGUCAUCGACAUGGCACGGCGAAGAUUUGAUUGCCGAAGUAUUUCAGGCAUGCUAACGACAGCCCCUCAAACUCCAAUCAAAAUGGAAAACUUUAAUAAUUUCUAUACACUUACAUCUAAAGAGCUUGGGAGAGGAAAGUUUGCUGUGGUUCGACAGUGUAUAUCAAAAUCUACUGGCCAAGAAUAUGCUGCGAAAUUUCUUAAAAAGAGAAGACGAGGACAAGAUUGUCGAGCAGAAAUUCUCCAUGAGAUUGCUGUGCUUGAACUGGCAAAGUCUUGUCCCCACGUGAUUAAUCUUCAUGAGGUCUAUGAAAACACAACUGAGAUCAUUUUGAUACUGGAAUAUGCUGCAGGUGGAGAAAUUUUCAACCUGUGUUUACCUGAGCUGGCUGAAAUGGUCUCUGAAAAUGACAUUAUCAGACUCAUUAAACAAAUACUUGAAGGAGUUUAUUAUCUACAUCAGAAUAAUAUUGUGCACCUUGACUUGAAGCCACAGAAUAUAUUAUUAAGCAGUAUAUAUCCUCUUGGAGACAUAAAAAUUGUAGAUUUUGGAAUGUCUCGAAAAAUUGGGAAUGCAUGUGAACUUCGGGAGAUCAUGGGAACACCAGAAUACUUAGCUCCAGAAAUCCUGAACUAUGAUCCCAUUACCACAGCAACAGAUAUGUGGAAUAUUGGUGUAAUUGCCUAUAUGUUGCUAACUCACACUUCACCAUUCGUGGGAGAAGAUAAUCAAGAAACAUAUCUUAAUAUUUCUCAAGUUAACGUAGAUUAUUCAAAUGAAACCUUUUCAUGUGUUUCACAGCUGGCCACAGACUUCAUCCAGAGCCUUCUGGUUAAAAAUCCAGAGAGCAGACCCUCGGCGGAAUCCUGCCUGGCGCACUCCUGGCUGCAGCAGUGGGACUUUGGAGGCUUCUUUCACCCCGAGGAAACCUCCAGUUCCUCUCUAAUUCAGGACCAUUCGGUGAGGUCCUCCGAAGAGAAAACGUCGAAACCCUGUUGUACUGGACCGUGUGGGGACCGGGAAGACAAGGAGAACAUCCCAGAGGACGGCAGCAUGGUUUCCAAAAGAUUUCGCUUCGACGACUCUUUGCCCAGUCCUCACGAACUCGUUUCGGAUGUGCUGUGUUAGCACUUUCUCCUCGGACUCAUUUGGACAGUGAACGUUGAAAUCCACUCCAGGCAGAGCGCUUGUGGGUUGUGACUUCGUAUAUGUUAUGUUUAUAUUGUAAAUGCACUUUUGCAGAGAAAAAUUUAAGAAAGGGUUUUUAUGCAAAGUUUCCAGUUGCGAGCAUAAUAUUAUUUCCCGUCUUGAGAUAGCUUGAUAAAGAAAAAUAUUUAAAUAUGUGGCAAAAAAAUUUUGAAAUAUAUUUCAAAAAAUUGAAAUUGUAGAUGGGAGUUCACAUGUAAAUGAAUGAAUUCAAGUUCAAAUGAACUUAAAAUUUUUUUAUGUAUAGAAAGAAACCAGGCCUGGGUUAUGCUAUGUUGGAAACUGAGGGAAAUGAGGGCGCUACAGGUGAGCUCUGUGCUCUGACUGCUGACGGUUGGUUGGGGAAAACAGUGUCAAUUUUAAGCCAAAAAUUACGCCGCUCUACAGAUGCCCCAGGGCCAUUUUACCACUGAAAUGGUUUUCAAUUACAGAUAUUUUAAAGCUGCUUUUAGGUUUCUACUGUGUGUGAUUUGCUAAGUGAAACCCGGGCAGAGAGGGCACCGGAAGGCGGGGGUCCCCCCAGCUCGUGGGAGCCCAGUGCCGCGGGCCUCCCUCUUCACCUCACCGCCUUUCCUGUUCUCGGCCGCCUCACGUCCAGCGAGCCCAGGGAGGUGGAGGCACCUGGUAGGCCAGGACCUUGGGGUUCUUCAGUCUCGGGGCUGUCUGGAGGGGCAGACACCCAGGUGAAACGCAGGGGCCAACUUUUAGCCACGUGUACUAAUGGAGCAUGGGAGAAAACAUUGACAGACUCGGGCAGCCUAGUCAGCUUAGAUGUGUUCUAAGUCUUAGAAUAGAAGCUCAUCAUUCAGGGUCCUAAAGUGCACAUAGAAAACACACAGCCAGACACAGUGGUGCACGCCUGGGAUCCCAGCACUCAGAAGGCUGAGGCAGGAGGAUCCCUGUGAGUUUGAAGCCAGCCUGGACUACAUAACUGAGUUUCAGACCAGUCUGGACUACAUCGUGAGACCCCGUCUCCAAAUAAAUAAAUAACAUGAAGAGAAAACACUGCACCACCUCCAAGGCCAGUGCCAGUGCCAGGAGCCACAGUUGCAAGGCCAGCAUGACAGGAAGGUUCUCGCCUGCAGUUCCUGGCACACACAGAGGCUGAGCCGGCUCUGCAGGGGCUGUUUGCUGGGAGUGGCGCAGGCGGCAUGGAGGGAAGACGGCCCGGGAUAUGGCGGUUCUGCCUGGGGCUGAGUGGGGAGCCCUUGGGUGGCUCUGAUGAAUCUCUACCCGGUGAUCAUUGUACAGUAUGAUGUAAAGGUAACUGAUCUCAUGGCCGUGUGAUUAUGUCAAGCUGUGUGUUUAUGUUAACAGAGAGAGAAGCACCUCAGAUUGCCCUGUGAGUUAGAUGUUACCCCCUAGACUGUUCAUUCUGGAAGUUCAGGUUCUUUAGAUAACUUUAGUGUUUAGUAACCAUGACUUGUUUUGACUAAAUGAGGAAUUCCUUUAAUACCUUCUUCAUUUUUCAAGGAACAGUUGUUUCUACUGUGUGUGUGCACACGUGUAUAUGUGUAUAUGUGUACAUAUAGAUAGAUACAUAUAGCCUUGAAACAAUCGUCUUUUAGGCCGUCUUUGCUUUACUAUCUUGUACUCAACUCAGGUGCCAAAGGAGCUAUCCUUUCAUGAAUAAGAAAUGUUUAUUCAGUAAGAAGUCAUUUGUUGGUCCAGUAGACACUGCAGAUGCUGAAGGGGGCUCUUGUUUGUCUACAGCUGGGUAGAUGAGCUAUUUCUAAAGUUUUGAUUCUUAUUUGUCUUCAGUAUUAAGUAAUCAAGUAAAGCUUAGAGAAUGAGGAAACAACUACUUUUCUAAAAGACUGUUGUUAUAUUUUUAGACAUUUUACAGGAGUCAUGCCAUAACAAACAAUAAAGGUGAAGAAAUGAUUGAAUUUGAAA
This is a messenger RNA of Cavia porcellus (domestic guinea pig), 3353 nucleotides long. It is a transcript of the gene Stk17b, whose product is annotated as serine/threonine kinase 17b. The transcript has 9 exons. NCBI's taxonomy places the organism in Eukaryota, Metazoa, Chordata, Mammalia, Rodentia, Caviidae. Gene Ontology annotation, biological process: positive regulation of apoptotic process; protein phosphorylation; intracellular signal transduction. Gene Ontology annotation, cellular component: nucleus. The coding region runs from base 261 to 1379 and encodes 372 amino acids. The record is from RefSeq and is a predicted model, not a curated record. Gene Ontology annotation, molecular function: protein serine/threonine kinase activity; ATP binding.